UUAAUAUGGCACAUUUUCCGUUUAUUAAAAGCAAAAGUGGACAAAGUCAGUUAGCUGCAAUUUCAAUUGAAUUAAAUCGCUUUUUGCUAAGCAACUUUAAUUAUGCUUGAUAGCAAAACAAACCAGAGGCAAAUUUGCUUUACACUUCGGAUUCGGUUAGCAGGAAAUAGGAGCCCAAAAAUGUCUGUCAUUUUCUAGGGUCUCCGAAGGGUGAUAAAAAUUUAAAGUCAAUUUGAGAAGUUGUUUUCCUGCCUUCAAAGCCCUGAUGGAAAGCGGCGAGGAGCAGCUGCAGCUCGAGCUGGACAGGAUCUCGGAGGCGAGUCGCCGGGUCAGCAACUUCGAUGACCUCAUGGAGAUGACCAAUAACUCGGAGCGUCUGAUUGCGAGUGUCAACUCCAGCCUGGACGCCCUGAACUCCGCCCUGGAUCACCUGGAGGAGCGGACGGAGAACGUUCUCGUGGAGAUUCGACGGCUAAUCAGCUCGGAACUGCAGCCGCAGAGUCCACACGACGGUUGCGGAGAUCCGGAUGCCGGGGUAUAGGCGGGAAAUACACUGUAAAUUACAUUAUGUGGAAUAAAAACA
Drosophila suzukii is the source of this 583-nucleotide messenger RNA. RefSeq lists its product as uncharacterized. Lineage: Eukaryota; Metazoa; Arthropoda; Insecta; Diptera; Drosophilidae. The record is from RefSeq and is a predicted model, not a curated record.